This is a messenger RNA of Pan troglodytes (chimpanzee), 669 nucleotides long. RefSeq names its product large ribosomal subunit protein uL22. Bases 54 to 608 code for a protein of 184 amino acids. Gene Ontology annotation, cellular component: ribosome; cytosolic large ribosomal subunit. The transcript has a single exon. Gene Ontology annotation, molecular function: structural constituent of ribosome. Gene Ontology annotation, biological process: cytoplasmic translation. NCBI's taxonomy places the organism in Eukaryota, Metazoa, Chordata, Mammalia, Primates, Hominidae. The record is from RefSeq and is a predicted model, not a curated record.
UAAAAACACAACUUACCACUCUUUCCCUAAGCAGCCUGAGGUAAUCUGUGAAAAUGGUUCGCUAUUCACUUGACCCGGAGAACCCCACGAAAUCAUGCAAAUCAAGAGGUUCCAAUCUUCGUGUUCACUUCAAGAACACUCGUGAAACUGCUCAGGCCAUCAAGGGUAUGCAUAUACGAAAAGCCACGAAGUAUCUGAAAGAUGUCACUUUACAGAAACAGUGUGUACCAUUCCGACGUUACAAUGGUGGAGUUGGCAGGUGUGCGCAGGCCAAGCAGUGGGGCUGGACACAAGGUCGGUGGCCCAAAAAGAGUGCUGAAUUUUUGCUGCACAUGCUUAAAAACGCAGAGAGUAAUGCUGAACUUAAGGGUUUAGAUGUAGAUUCUCUGGUCAUUGAGCAUAUCCAAGUGAACAAAGCACCUAAGAUGCGCCGCCGGACUUACAGAGCUCAUGGUCGGAUUAACCCAUACAUGAGCUCUCCCUGCCACAUUGAGAUGAUCCUUACGGAAAAGGAACAGAUUGUUCCUAAACCAGAAGAGGAGGUUGCCCAGAAGAAAAAGAUAUCCCAGAAGAAACUGAAGAAACAAAAACUUAUGGCACGGGAGUAAAUUCAGCAUUAAAAUAAAUGUAAUUAAAAGGAAAAAAAAAAAAAAAAAAAAAAAAACACAA